CUGUUUAUUCCUCUCUUUUUUUCUCUCUCUCUCUCUUUUCUCUUCUCUUGUUUCAAUGUCGACUCAUUCCUUUAAAGAAACUACAUUUUCUAAACCAACUUACUGUGACCAAUGUCAUGGAUUACUAUGGGGACUUAUUAAACAGGGUUCUCAAUGUAUAGACUGUGGUACUAUCUGCCAUUUUCAAUGCCAAAAUAAAGUGAUACCUUGUCAUAAAGCACCCAACAAGAUAGAAUCACCAGCUACAAAAUCACUUAAAUCGCUACAAGAGAAGGAUUCACUUUUAAAAACAAAAAAUAUCGAAAAUAUCAUUGUAUCUGCUGCCAUUAAUGCAUCAGAUACAACUCAACCUACAAAUGAAUACUUGGCCAAUUUACCUCCAUUGAAUCCACAGAAUACAGCAAAGAACUUUUCUCGAUUCGUAUCAAGAUGUGGACCCAUGUUCACUUUUAGAGAUAAUGUUAUAUUAUUGCUAAGCUGGGAUAAACCAAUGGAUACUUUGGCUGCAUUAUUUAUCUAUUGUUUAUUAUGUCUUUAUCCAAAAUUGCUAUUACUCAUACCACAUGUCAUCUUUUUAAAUAUACUCGUCACUGGUUAUAACAAACGAUAUCAACAACAACAACAACAACAACAGAAUGCAAAACGAUUUGGACACUUCUUUCCAGCAUUUGAUGAGUCUUCUCCUGAGUACUUGCGCAAUAUGCAAAAUUUACAAAACAUGAUGGGAGAGAUGAGCGAUAUCUAUGAUCUGAUUGCCUCUAAUGCGCAUCAUGUCGAUUGGUCUUCAGAAGGAAAAACGAUGCGUAUCUUUCAAGCCACCUUGGUUUCAUUCACUAUCCUCAUCUUUACUAUCUGGCUUGUUCCCUUAAACAUACUCUGUUUAAUUGCUGGUGUCUCUGUUUUUACCUUGAACACUCGGUUUGCGAAAUAUCUCAUAAAGGAACUCAUGCCCCAGUUGGUCGAAUUGAGCCAAUCACGUCUUAAUCAUGCACUUGAAUGGUAUCUACAGCUGGAGAAACGGUUGGAUGAUCAGACCAAUGUACAAGAAAUGUCACUUUAUGAAAAUCAGCGCUGGUGGCCUGAUAGUGGUUUUAUCCCUCAUACAUUGCCAGAUGAACGUGGUUUAUGGUCGGAUUAUUCAGGCACCAUUGAAUACGGUCCAAAAGAAGAAUUACCUGCUCCUAAAGGAUAUCAUUGGAUAGAAGAUAAUUGGAAACUAGAUGAAACAGGACCUUGGAUAGAUGAACAACUCGGCCUUGAAGUUCUCGUUACACCUGAUAAUGGAGGAUGGGUUUAUACAGACAAUAACUGGAAGAAUCCAAGAACCCCCAACAGCAAUAAUAAUAAACAGUCAGAACAAGGCGUAACAAGACGACGACGAUGGGUACGAAAGUGUGAAUGCAAUUUGAAAAAGGAACAAUAAAGAAAAAAGUGUUUAAUCUUGCAUAUCAGGUGAUUCACCAAAAUACUGAUCAACGAGUCUAUUUGCAAA
Molecule: messenger RNA, 1492 nt
Organism: Rhizopus microsporus ATCC 52813
Lineage: Eukaryota; Fungi; Mucoromycota; Mucoromycetes; Mucorales; Rhizopodaceae
Exons: 4
Coding region: 56-1423 (455 amino acids)
Biological process (GO): peroxisome organization
Cellular component (GO): peroxisomal membrane
Source: RefSeq, a predicted model, not a curated record